Messenger RNA from Gordionus sp. m RMFG-2023, 2171 nucleotides. Its product is annotated as pyridine nucleotide-disulfide oxidoreductase domain-containing protein 1-like. Lineage: Eukaryota; Metazoa; Nematomorpha; Gordioida; Chordodea; Parachordodidae. Gene Ontology annotation, molecular function: oxidoreductase activity. The transcript is spliced from 10 exons. The record is from RefSeq and is a predicted model, not a curated record. The coding region runs from base 170 to 2020 and encodes 616 amino acids.
AUGAUAACGAUCUUCAGGCUCAAUAUAAUAAUGAUAAUAGUGAAUAACAUGGAUUCUAUAGACAUUGCGUUGGAUAUACUUACCAAACAUUAAGAAAUUUUUUUUUUCCCCAUCUCUUAAAUCUAACCAGGUGUCAGAUCCCCUCUUUCUUACUCCUCUCUUCUUUACUAUGCUAGCUGACUACAUAGUGGUACCGUCCACUAUAAUAAAACGGGUAUACAUCAUGUAUAGGAUCUAUAUACUAGUGAAUAUACAUGGUGCACGCUACAACUCCUGGUGGGUGAUGAAAUUGCACUGGCGUGAAAAAAUGGAAAUCUAUGAUUUUAUUGUAGUUGGUGGUGGAAUAGCAGGUGUGACAUGUGCUGAAUAUAUUGAAUCUCAGAAAUAUAAUACUCUUAUUCUAACAUCACACCCCUUAUUAAAAACAAUUUGCAAUUUUAUGAAGUUAACAAAACAUAUAGAAUCAUUUGAUGUAGUAGAAGAAAACUAUAUAGAGUUUAAAUCUAAACACCAUAGAAUAGAUAUCAUCAUUGAUUCUGUCUUAAUUUUCAAUCAUAUUCAAAAAACAAUUACCACAGCCUCUAAUAAAACCUUUAAAUACUUAAAAUCAUUAUGUAUAUGUACUGGUAGCCAACCUAAUAUAAUUUCACCUCAGAUUUAUCUUCAAAACAAUUUAAUAGAUAAAAAUAUAUUUGAUAAAUUAUCAAAUUCUUACAUCAUAUCAUUAAGAGAUACUAGUAGUGUUCAUGAAUUAAAAAUUUUUUUAAAGCAUGCCAAACGUGUUUUAAUUAUUGGAAAUGGUGGGAUAGCAACAGAACUAGUUUACAAAAUUGUUGAUUGUCAGAUUAUUUGGGUCAUAAAAGAUGAAAGUAUUGCUAAAAAAUUUUUAAGUCCUGGAGCUUCUGAUUAUAUUAUAUCAAAAUAUAUAAAUCAAGAAGAAUAUGAAAAAUCAGAUAAUUUUUAUAAAAAUCAAUAUAAGAAAUACUCACCCACUGGUGACAGAACUAUAUCUCAACAUGAGCAAAUUAUCCCUGGUAGUGCCUUAGGUCCUAAUUGGCAUAUCAAUUUAGAAUUGAAAGGUUCCAACAUAGACUGCAAAUGCAUACAUAAGCCUAUUAAUGUUCAAAUUGUCUAUAAUACAGAAAUUGAUUCCAUUUAUAUAACCUCCCAAAAACAUGAGGGAUUCCCACUAAAUGUUCAUCUAACCAAUGGUCAAUUGUAUGCUUGUGAUUUGAUAAUCAGUGCCACUGGUGUCAUCCCAAAUUCGAAUACAUUUAAGACUGAACCCACAAAUCUAAAAUUGAACCCGAAGGAUCUAAAUGGUAUACUCAUAGAUAAACAUAUGAUGACCAAUUUGGCUGACGUUUACGCUGCUGGAGAUGUUUGUUCUAUUGAUCCUAGUAAUUAUUCUCCCAAUUGGUUUCAAAUGAGAUUAUGGGAUCAAGCGUAUCACAUGGGCUAUUUAGCUGCUCAAAAUAUGACAAAUCCUUCGAAUAAGUUGGAACCAAAUCAGACAAAUAAUUUUUUGAUAGAUCAUAUCGACACCGAUUUUAAGGACGACUUUUAUUUCGAACUUUUUACCCACACAACCCGUUUUUUUGAUCAAAAGGUAAUUCUGCUAGGCCAUUUUAACCCAAUACUCUCUGACCAAUAUCACGAUUUUAAAUCUCAUAAAUCUAAAGUACAACAGGCCAAUCAAACGGGCAUCGAAUUUAUGUUUAGAAUCGAGUCCGAUCAGUACAUCGAAUUAGUUUUAUCGCGCAGCAGGGAGUCUCGACUAAAAUUCUGCGAAGAUGAAACUGCCAUUUUAGAAGCGAUUGAUUCUAAGACCGAUGAUAUAAGCCAAGCCAUUGGGUCCAUUAAUUUAAAUGGACCGCUUUAUAUCAGGGGAGCUAUUUUGAUUGGAGAGACAGGGCUCGAAGAAACUAUCGAAAAUUUGAUAUUGAAUGGAACCGACAUCGCUCCUUUUGGACAAGAACUUUUGAAUCCCAAUAUUGAUAUAGAGGAUUUUUUCGAUUAAAUUUAUUUUGAAAUCUAAACAUCAAUCAUAAUGCAAAAUGUGAAAAUAUUUUUAAUAGGUAAAAAAAAAUUAAAUAUUUAUGUUAUGAGAAAAAAUAAUUGGUAUUGGCGUUCAAGAAUAAUAUAUUUUAAUAAAAACUGUGAAAUCAUUA